UAAUGAGUACGGAUGUGGUGAAGUUUGUGCUUAAGUGUGUUUGUUUAUUUGUAGAUGCGCUUGCAGUUUUAUGUGCAUGUGGGUGUAGCUGGAAUUGUAACAAAGGUGUUGAUGAUGCAGGAACCUAUCAUUAUCAAUGCCUGCACAAAUAUCAUAAAGCUUGCUUAGUCAGACUUUGACCUCAAGUUGUAUUGAGUUUCUUUCCCUGUGGGUCUUUUUAAUGAUUUUAUUCUGAUGAUGAGCUAAAUUGCAAUCAAAAGCUGACUUUGGUAGCAUCUUUUUGAAAGUGUAAAAGUGUUUGGACACAUGGUGCUUCCCCCAUCUCUGUAGGUGACAAUACAGAGUACUCGCCUCUUUGUGGGAGGUCUAUAUAAUGUGUGACGGCAGAGUCUGGUUUACAUGUGUACUAGACGUGAUUGAUGAGCGGUUUUAACUUCUUUGUGUUGAAUGAACUUAAAAGACAUCCCUGCUAUGGCGAAUUCCCUGAAAGCAAAUGUAAGACUGGCAGAGGAGGAGAUCGAAGAGGAGAAAGAGGGAACUAAAGAAGUGGAUGACACCUUGGAUGAGGCUGCAGAGGAGGAGGAAGAGGAUGAAGAGGAGAAGAAGGCACGGGCCGCAGCAGAGGAGACGGCAGCCAGAGAGAGAGCCGCUCAGAGGCAGCUCAUGGCUAUAGAGGAGUUGGUGCAGACUGAGAGGAACUACCUGAAACAUUUGCAGCUCUGUACGGUCACCAUCCACAGCAACCUGCAGAAACUAGAGCCUCCUCCCCCAAACCUUGAGAACAUGUUCCAGCACAUAGAUGAAGUGAUGGAUGUUUCCAGCAGACUCCUGAGCCUCCUCGAUCAGGCACAGAUACAUCACAGCGACCCAAAAUACCUGGAAACUCUCUGUGACUCUUUUCUGAGUCUGUCUCAAGACAUAGAGAUGGCAUAUAAGGAAUAUCUUGCCAACUACAACAACAUAACUGCUUUAGAGAACAGCUAUAAACAGAAAGAGGCCCUGUGGGUGGAAAUGAUCCGAAUCAUCAAGUCAUCUGCUCCUGAUGUGAAUGCAUCCGCUCUGAGCUUCUUUCUGGUGAUGCCGGUUCAGAGAAUCGCCCGUUACCCGCUGCUGCUCCAGACCAUCCAGAAACACACAGACCCUGGGCACCCUGCCUACCCCAUACUGGAGCACGCCGCACACACGUCGAUCCAGAUCAACUGCAGGAUCAAUGAAUACAAGCGCUUCCGUGAAGUCGCUGAUAAGUACAAGAAAACAGAGAACUUGACAAUCAAGGACAAGAUCAAUCGCUUGAGUGGCCAUAGCAUUGCUAAGAAGACGGCCCGGUUCAGCCAGUACAUAAAGCAUGAGACAGGAAUGGUGCCAAAGUUAAAGGAUGAAGAAUUCGAUGCCCUUACCGGCUUCUUCUUUGUCCUGGAGAGGGGUGUCUCAGAGCUUCAUGACAAUCUGCAGGCCUAUCUCCACCAUCUGCAGAGGUUUCUCAGAUGCAGACCGGAGGAAGCAGAUCUUGAUCUGGAGGGAGAGAAAACCGCCUUGUUCUCUAAAGAAAUCACAGUGGCACUCAGACAGUGGAUCUUCCCCUCAUAUGAAGAGCGUUUGAAGACUUUAGUCUUUAAGCCAUUGAGCUCACUGCGGGAACUGAUGGCAGGACCACGUAACCUCAUCCGCAAACGUCAGGACAAGCUUCUGGACUAUGAGACAAUCGAGGAGAAGAGCAGCCUGAGCUUUGAGGAACAAGCCAUAGCGAACACCUACAAGACCAUCAACACUCUCCUGCUGAACGAGCUACCGCAGUUCAACGGCAAAGCCCUGCAGCUCCUGUGGGCCACGCUAGAAGCCUAUAGCUGCCUGCAGAGAGACCUGGCGGCUGAUAUGGAGCAGCUGGCCACCAGCUUCACCCAUCAGCUCCCACACAGUUAUUUAGAGGAUGGUGAGUUCUGGAAGUGGGCAGAGACUUCGGUGCUGGAGGGUUCAAGGAGGAUGGAGAGCCUGUGUCAGAGCGUUCAGGAUGAGCUUAAUGCUCCCAUUGUACAGGCGCUCAAUCCCACGUGUGAGCGGCGUCUCAAGGCUCUGACCGUCAAGCACGGCUCGGAGAAAAUCUACCAGCUGACAGGCCCGGUGGUGGGCACCCGUGACCUCGACCUGACCCUCAACAAGGGAGAGCUGGUAGCUGUCGUCAGCGAGAUGGACACGCGAGGAGACCGUCGCCGCUGGCUGGUUGAUGCAGGAGGCCCGAGGGGAUAUGUGCCUGCCUCAAAAUUGACACGCUACCACCAGAUGACCGUUGAGCCGCCAAAGUCUCCUCAUUUGAACGUCACGCCCUCCGGUCCAGGGCCCCGAAGACACUCCUACACCCCUGGAGCCCUCCCUCUCCCAACCACCAUGACCACGCCCUGUUUUCAGGUGUACGCAGGCUACGACUUCACGGCAAGGAGCGCUCACGAGCUUUCUCUGAGGGCCGGUGAGCCGGUGCGGGUGGUGGAGCCUCACGAUAAGCGUGGAAACAAGGAAUGGAGCCUGGUGGAGGCGCGUGGCCAGAGAGGCUACGUCCCCUCCAACUACCUCACCGUCCUCCCCUCUGUGAUCGCCUCACCCACCUUCCCUUAUCGCUAGAAUAUCCAUGAGAGCACAUCAUCUGCUGCAGAUACGACUCUGCUAGCCAGUAUCCAAACACACACAGACCAUGAGAAACAUUUUUCCCUGAAGGGCUCUUCAUGUGUGAGGGGGCGGAUGGCUGCUGUUUGAUGCAUCAUUUGACUGGUGUAUGUACUGGAGUGGUGCUUGGGCCCUGCUGUGGAGUGCUCGUCCAUAUACUUGAUCUCCGCUUUGCCCGGGGCUGUUACUGGUGGAGAUGGUUUUAUCCAAUGAAGGAAGAGCUGCGGUGCAGACGGGCAUGCUGUUGUAGCACAUGGCUGCUGGUGGAGUGUGCUGUUUCCUACAAUUACCACUCGGAUUCACACCUCAGCUGUCCAAUGGAAUGACAUGUUUGGUGGGCCUGUACUACGUUGCUAUUGAAGGAUUGGAGAAUAUUUGUCUUUUUACUGCUGAGAAUGGAUCUCAUUUUAUGAGUCAGACCUCUAUUGCACUGGUUUCCAGCCACUUGACAUGACUAACAGACUUGAAGAUCUUACAAAACAUUCUUACAAAAUUCUAGCUUGUGCAACAUUUUAAUAAUGCUUGAUGGAGUUUUUAGUUAUUUAUAUUUGUACUGUGGAUCUAAAAAGUUUUUGGACACUUAGGGCACAUUUAAAAUGCAUGAAUGUUGUUAUUAUAGGGAUAGUUCACCCAAAAAUGAAAACUCAGCCAUGAUUUACUCACCCUCAAGCCAUCCUAGGUGUAUAUGACUUUAUUCUUCCCGAUGUGUAUGUACACUAAGAGUUAUAUAAAAAAAAUUUCCUGGCUCUUUCCAAGCUUUAUAAUGGUGGUGAAUGGGUGUUGAGAUUUUGAAGUCCAAAAAAGUGCAUCCAUCCAUCAUAGAAAGUGCUCCAUGCGGCUCCGGGGAUAGAAAAAAGGCCUUUCUGAAGUGAAUCAAUGCAUUUGUGUAAGAAAAAUACCUAUAUUUUAAAACUUAUAAACCGUAUUUUAAACCACAAUUUCUAGUUUCUACUAACUGAGCGCAGAGGAAAGAGCAAAACAAAACAUAAGUCAUUAGAAAUACAAAAUGAGGAUUUGUAAAGCAAAAUGUGGGAGGAUUUUGAUAUAAGCCAAGAUGAGACUGGUUUUCCUUUGCUGUCAACAAAACUUGGUUCUUGCGAGACUAGAAUAUUCUACGCCUACACAUCCGCUCAAAAGUUUGGGAUCAGUAAGAUGGUUUUUAAAAAUGUUUCUUAUGCUCAUCAAGGCUGCAUUUAUUUGAUCAAAAAUACAGAAAACUGCAAUAUUGCAAAAUGUUAUUACAAUAUAAAACAAUGAUUUUAUUUUAAUAUACUUUAAAAUAUAAUUUAUUCCUGUGAAUUUUCAUCAGCUGUUACUCUCAGCCACAUGAUCCUUCAGAAGUCAUUCUAAUAUGCCGGUUUAUUAUCUAUGUUGAAAACAGUUGUUUUUUGGAACCUGUGAUACUUUUUUUCAGAAUUCUUUGAUCAAUAGAAGGUUAAAAAGAACAGCAUUUACUUAAAAUAGAAAGGUUUGUAGUGUAACAAUGUACACUACUGUUCAAAAUUUUGGGGUCAGUACAUUUUUAUUCUUUAUUUUUUUUUUUUUUUUUUUUGGAAGAAAUUAUUACUUUUAUUCAUCAAUAAAAAGUGAUGGCAUAGAUUUACAUUGUUAGAAAAGAUUUAUAUUUUGAGUAGAUGUUGUUCUUUUUAACUUGUUAUUCAUCAAAGGAUCCAGAAAAAAGAAUCACAGGUUCCAAAAAUAAAAAACUGGCAGCACAACUGUUGAUAAUUCUAAUAAUAAAUCAGCAUAUUAGAAUAAUUUCUAAAGGAUCACUUAAGACUGGAGUAACAGCUGAUGAAAAUUCAGCUUUGCAUCACAGGAAUAAAUUAUAUUUUAAAGUAUAUUAAAAUAAAAAACAUUAUUUUAUACUGUAAUAACAGUUUGCAAUACUACAAUUUUUUUCUGUAUUUUUGAUCAAAUAAAUACAGCCUUGAUGAGCAUGAGCACCUUUUUUAAGAAAAACAUUACAAGUCUUACUGAUCCCAAACUUUUGAGCGGCAGUGUGUGUCCUACGUCAUCCAAUGGAACAUGCAUACGAGAGUUAGCAGAAACUAGAGAUUAUGGUUUAUAAAGUUUUAAAUACAGAUAUUUUUCUUAUACAAACGCAUUGAUUUGCUAUAGAAGGUCUUUAUUAACCCCCCGGAGCUGUUUGGAACACUUUUUAUGAUGGGUAGAUACAUUUUAUUGGACUUCAAAAUCUCAAAAGCCAUUCACUGCCAUUAUAAAUCUUGGAAGAGCCAGGACAUUUCAAACUGAUUUAGAAUACCAUAAAAGUGGCCCAUAAGUUUGUAUAUGCACAUAUGUGACCCUGGACCACAAAACCAGUCUUAAGUAGCAUGGGUAUAUUUGUAGCAAUAGACAAGAAUACAUUGUAGGUCAAAAUAAUAAUUUUUUUUUUCCAUGAAGCUAUUUUGUAAAUUUCCUACCGUAAAUAUAUAAAAAAUAUUAUUUAUGAUUAGUAGUAUGCAUUGCUAAGAACUUUACUUGGACAACUUUAAAAGUGAUUUUCUCAAUAUUUAGAAUUUUUUUUUUUUUUUGCAUCCUCAGAUUCCAGAUUUUCGAAUAGUUGUAUCUUGGCCAAAUAUUGUCCUAUCCUAACAGACCAUACAUCAAUUGAAAGCUUAUUUAUUUAGCUUUCAAAAAAUUUCAAACUUAUGACUGGUUUUGUGGUCCAGGGUCAGAUAUAACUCUGAUUGUAUUCAUCUGAAAGAAGAAAGUCAUAUACAACCAGGAUGGCUUGAGAGUGAGUGAGUCAUGGGGUAGUUUUCAGUUUUGGGUGCACUGUCCCUUUAAUGCAUGGAUAACAAAAUAUCAAUCCAAUUUUUUCAAGCAGAACUUUUCACAGUAAGAAUUUUGUUAUAGUUUGUUAUAGUAUAAAUGAUAAGCAAUAGACUAUACUGCUCGAAAUUAAGGCAAAAAGAAUGGUUGACUGACAUAAUGUCAAUAUCAGUCAAUAUUUGGCUUUUUUAUUUUUGAUUUAAAUUAUGGAAGACUUUUAUUUUGACAGUGAUUAAAACGCCAAAACUUGAGUGCAAAAAUCUCUUAUUUUUGCACUCGUUCCGCCAUCGUUGAAAACGCAUAAGCAACAAACUUUUAAUUCUUAUUUUCAAGCUAUGCUGCUUAUAUCCAAUUAGUUGCUAUUCUAUAUUCACAGUGUACUUUAUAUGAAUUUAGCAUUAGCUGGCCAUAAUAAAAUAUGAUUCCCAGUGUGCACAAACAUACAAGAUUACUAAAUGCACUUGGUUACAGUCUUUACUUCCUUUUUUUAACAAAUUUUUAAUUUGUGAAAAAUACUGUAAUUCAAUUACACAAUCAGGAAGGUAUAAGGUAUAAAUGUUAUUUUUUAAUUCAAUUCUGUCAGAAUAUUUUUUUUUUCAAAUAAAUACACAUUUAGUUGCUCUUAAAGAUAGUAGACAAAAUCUAGUCGAGCACUAAAAAAAAAUACUGAGGCUUUCUGGUUGUCAAACGUUAGUAGUUCAGAGUUAAUGUGAUGAAAUACACCUAUGGUUAUGAUUUGUUUGCAGAUGCUUUUUGGAUUGAUAUUUACUUAUUUAUGCAAUGGCAUUCAUACAUUUUUAAUAGUGUCUUAAGUGUCCAGGUACUCUUUGGAGCCGCUGUGGUGGAUGUUGAAGACACUGUAAUAGUGAAUCGUUAAGCUAUUCUUACUGCUUGCGUGCAGAUUCAGUUUUGUCUGCUGCAUUGUGCUUGUAUUGUGACCUCAUAACCUCUGCGAUGAAGAACUCAACCCAUAUGGAAGGAUUCAGGAGUGCAGAUGAUUUGCUGCAGUGUGCAUCAUAGACAUCUGGCUGCAGUUGCACCUGCUGUCCACUAGAGGCGCCAGAGCAUCUUGUGUAAAGACUGUCAUUGCUACCUUACUCAGUGUUGGGCUAAUCCUCCAAACAGAGUCAUAUAUUAUUCAUCUGAUCCUCACAAUCGCCUUAACAGGGAUCCAGCGAGAGGCAGUUCAUCUCACGGCUGCUGCCGUCCUCCUGGUGGUACCACGCACUGAAUAAGGCAUCGUCUGUACAUGUCACUUUGAAGAGAUAUUUAUUUUAUUUAUUCCAGAUGUCAUUAAAUCGAUUCCGUUUUGAAUUAACCCA
Molecule: messenger RNA, 6755 nt
Organism: Labeo rohita (rohu)
Lineage: Eukaryota; Metazoa; Chordata; Actinopteri; Cypriniformes; Cyprinidae
Gene: arhgef37
Product: Rho guanine nucleotide exchange factor (GEF) 37
Exons: 13
Coding region: 448-2613 (721 amino acids)
Cellular component (GO): cytoplasm
Molecular function (GO): guanyl-nucleotide exchange factor activity; protein binding
Source: RefSeq, a predicted model, not a curated record